AUCGGCAGGCCGCGACGAGUGGGAGCCCGGGCAGUCGGGCCUCACCCUACGCGGCCCCUCGCCCUGAGACCCCAGUAACCCCUGUGAUCCCUGCCCGAGAUCGCAGCUUCCGGCGUAACGACCUUAGCGCCUGCGAGCUCGGGUGUUUGCGUGAGACUUGUAGCGUGCUCCACUACUACGAAAAUUACCUUGUCACGAGUGCUUUUAACGUGCAGUUUGUAAUUCCCUGAUCUCCCAAGUUAGGAAAUUGGAGUGGGUAAUCUGUCUAUGUACGGGGAAGUCAGGAUAUGGGACUCUUCCUAUAAAAUAUUCCUUAUAAUGCGCGGAAUUUUCUUAAAGUGGGAGUUUAAAAAAAAAAAAAGAUCGACGUUCACCCGUCCGAAACUCCUGUGGAGGUGCAGCUGUCUUCACCAAUUGCUGUAACUACAGACCCGAGCAAUGGACCGGUUUUGAUAAGAUGUAAUAUUCCAGCAUGCCUGACGGAAUAUGUUCAGUCAUGGCUUCCGAACUUUGCAAGACGAUUUCUGUGGCAAGGCUUGAAAAGCACAAGAAUUUGUUCUUAAAUUACAGAAACCUGCACCAUUUCCCACUGGAGUUACUGAAAGGUGAAGGAUUACAGUACUUGGAGAGACUCUAUAUGAAAAGGAACUCCCUGACAACCUUGCCAGAAAACAUUGCUCAGAAGCUUCCAAACCUUGUGGAACUAUACCUUCACUCAAAUAACAUAGUUGUGGUCCCGGAAGCUAUUGGGUCCCUUGUGAAACUCCAGUGUCUGGAUCUCAGUGACAAUGCCUUAGAAAUUGUUGGCCCAGAAAUCGGUCGUCUGAGAGCCUUACGUCAUCUUCGAUUAGCUAACAACCAGCUGCAAUUCCUACCUCCAGAGGUUGGCGAUUUGAAGGAGCUGCAGACACUAGACAUUUCUACCAAUCGUUUGCUAACUUUACCCGAGAGGCUUCACCUGUGCCUUUCUCUGCAGUACCUCACUGUGGACCGCAAUCAGCUGUGGUCUCUGCCACGCCACCUCUGCCAGCUGCCCAGCCUCAGCGAGCUCUCCAUGGCUGGAAACCGUCUCGCAUUUCUGCCCCUCGAUCUAGGUCGAUCUCGAGAACUACAGUAUGUGUACAUGGAUAACAACGUUCACCUGAAAGGGCUGCCAUCUUACCUGUACAAUAAAGUCAUCGGGUGCAGUGGCUGUGGGGCCCCCGUCCAGGUGUCAGAGGUAAGGCCACUCUCCUUCUCGUCGCGUCAGCUGACCAUCCACCUGCCAGCCGAGGUGAAGACCAUAGGGACGGAGUGGGACCGCGUGCUACCCCUGCAGGAGCUGGCCGCGCGGAGUCUCUACCACACCCGCCACCGCUUCCUCCAAGAUUUGAACUUCCUGUCUCCCAUCUCAUUGCCCAGAAGUCUCCUGGAGCUGCUGCACUGUCCCCUGGGGCACUGUCAUCGGUGUAGUGAGCCUAUGUUUACCAUCGUCUACCCCAAGCUCUUCCCCUUGAGAGAGACGCCGAUGGCGGGGCUGCACCAGGGGGCCUCACUCAUAACUUACACCCCAGCCCCCUUCGUUUGCUUUCCUCAUCCCUGUGGCGCAGUGUUUAGAGCUGGCCCUUGACAUCCAACCAGCCCAGCUCCUCUGCUGUGAGAGUUGAGCAGACUGCCGAGCCCCUCAGGGCCUGGACAUGGGGACAGAGCAGCCCACAGCAGGGCCCUGGUCACAGCCCAUGGAGAAGACAAACACCUGCACAUCACAGAUACUCAGCACGAGGGGUUAACUUCUCUGCCUCUCUGCCUGCUCCGAACAACUAUGUUUAUCUUUUUCUUGCUCUGGAUAAUCCUAGUUGGUAUGCUUUCAGUGCCCAUUUCAACUUUCUGUGUUUUUCAAUGUUUCCCGCUUAAAGAGCCCCACUCUUAACCUUUGUAAUUUGCUGGGAUAAACAAACAAAACCCACACUCCAACUUGGAUUCUUUGCUUACCGUACAUUGAUUGGCCAGGCAGGUCACUUGGGAGGUACGAGCAAGGGUUACACACCAAGCAAGCAGUCAGGACUGCAGCAGUGUACACCCUUAGCUCACAUUCUGACACCUUCUACCUAGAGAUAGCAUCAGAUCCGAGUGUGAGGGCUCAGGCCCUGUAUUAGCUUUCCCAUCGCUGAAACACAAUACCCAGUACUCUCAAAAGGAAGUUGGGUUUAAUACAGCUCACAGUUUCAGGGGAUUCAGUCCACAGCAGCUGCUCAAGACAGAAACUUCAUGGCAGAGCAGAGCUGCUCAGUUCAUGGCAGAGCAGGGGAACUGCCCCAGACAAGAAGGAUACACAAGACCACACACCCACAAACACCCUAUAUACCCCGAACUUGCUUUACUAGUCUGCUAGAUGUUUCUUAAUCCAGUAAAGUUGACAUAUCAGGCAAUCAUCACAGGCCCCUAGGCUGCACCCCCCCACACACUUUAGAUACCAACUGCGAGCCCCAGAUUAUAUUACCUGUGCUUCUGUCCAAGCAAUGUAAAGUGAAGUUCUCACCACCUGCUCUUUGAUUUGAUUAAUUUCUUGGAGUUGCUCUCAGAACCCAGAAAAAGACUUUAAUAGGUUUAUUAUAAAGGACAUUACAAAGGGAACAGGACAAGGUAUGGGAGAGGAGUUUGGAGCUCACAUGCUCCUUCUGGGGUGCUGCCCUCCAGGAACUGCUGUGUGUUCAGCUACUCAGAAGUUUUCUAAACUCUGUCCUUUUGGGUUUUUAUGAAGACUUCAUUACAUAGGUGUGAUUGCCAGUAGACUAAGGAACCCCUGCGGGUCCUGGUGGCUGUAGCUUGGGCCCAUUCAAGGCAGUCAUCCUCCCUGGGGGGUGGGGGACAGGACAGGACCCCUCUGGACCUACUGCCACAGUCAUUCAGACAGUUUAUAGCCAGCUCCUUGACAGAAAAACAGGAAGAUUAGAGUUUCUGAGAUCCACCUUGGAGGAGGGAGUGAUGAAGCAAGAACCGAGGAACAAAACCAAAUUCUAGUGCUUCAAAUCUUAUCAGAUCAGAUAACCAAAGCUGAUGAAAUUGCAUUUAUGUUAGAAUAAAAAGGACUGGGUCAGGUUCCAAGAGUACUACGACGUGGGUACAAUUAACAAAAGAAAUAGACACACCUGUGCCAAGCAGUAUGGUAGUGAUCAAGGCUUGCACAGCCCCCAAUUUUGACUCCUGCCCUACAAGACCUGGGACAAGUGACUGAAGUCUUGUGAGCUUCGUGUGUUAUUGACAGAUAAGAUCGACCUCACGCAGUCAUUAGGAGGCUUCAGUGAGGACCCCCGUGUGCGGAGCCCAGGGAGCUGUAAUAAAUACCAAGCAAAUGGGAAGUAGUGCUGAUAAACGCAAACCAAUACUGGCAUCAUUGCAGGUGUUAGCAAUCUUUAUAGUUUCGAGAUUCUCUUUCUUAUUUUUGUUGUGGUGUUUGUCAGAAAUGAUCUUCAUAUUCACAAGGUAGGAAAGUCUGGACAAGUUCACUAAACUGCAGUCAGUGUCCUUAUACCUUGUGAUUGUACAAUUUCCUAUUGAAGACAUUACUCACUGCGAGCAUGGAAAAGAAGAUAGAAUGCUCCGUAAGUAGCCCAUCAAAUUCUAAAUGCCUGUUUUUGAAAAUAAUCUUUCUUUUUAUCAUAGUAAUUAAUUUAUGAAAGUAAAGUAGAUCCUUCAAAUGAAAUCAUUUGGGGUCUACUUUACAAGAAAUGUGGGCCACUUAAUAAGCGUUUCCAUUUUCCAUUUACGGCUGCUCAUUCUCCUGCUACCAGUUCAGUGUGAAUAAGCUUAUAUUGUUUCAGAGCAUAAAUGCAAGUGAAGUGAGUAGGUAUCAAGUGUGCCCUUUUGUGGAGUGAAGCCAGAGUGCUGUGUUAAAGGCAGAGAUGAAGUGCCAAGAUAUAAAUGUGGCUUUCUGUGGUGAGUUAAUGCUAGGGUCUGAAAUUGAGUUGGUGGCUUUCAUCUCGUCCACCAGACUGCGCGCCUUCCCAUGUUGUCAUGGAGACCGAACUAAAAGCCUUGCCUUCAGUUUCCUACCAUAUUCUUUAAAAGUACUUUAUUUUGUAACUGAAACCCAAACACUUGAAUCUCUAGUAGCUUAUUACUGAAAAUAAAACCAGUAGUUUUAAUAUCAUAAAGUCUAAAAAGUCUCGCUAAUAUUGCUUUGAAGUUUUCCCAUUGAUUCAGUCCCAUUCGCAUUGCUUGUCAUAAAAUAAUACAUUGUAUCAGCUCGUAUCUCAGUUCAUGUGGACAUCUGUCAUUAUUUU
This is a messenger RNA of Fukomys damarensis (Damara mole-rat), 4262 nucleotides long. It is a transcript of the gene Lrrc28, whose product is annotated as leucine rich repeat containing 28. Gene Ontology annotation, molecular function: protein binding. The record is from RefSeq and is a predicted model, not a curated record. The transcript is spliced from 10 exons. Bases 473 to 1609 code for a protein of 378 amino acids. NCBI's taxonomy places the organism in Eukaryota, Metazoa, Chordata, Mammalia, Rodentia, Bathyergidae.